Molecule: messenger RNA, 1358 nt
Organism: Spinacia oleracea (spinach)
Lineage: Eukaryota; Viridiplantae; Streptophyta; Magnoliopsida; Caryophyllales; Amaranthaceae
Product: persulfide dioxygenase ETHE1 homolog, mitochondrial
Exons: 9
Coding region: 146-1048 (300 amino acids)
Biological process (GO): hydrogen sulfide metabolic process; glutathione metabolic process
Cellular component (GO): mitochondrion
Molecular function (GO): sulfur dioxygenase activity
Source: RefSeq, a predicted model, not a curated record
AAAUAAUCGACGAAGUUUCCCAUUUCCCAUUUCGCCCCUUUCCCAAUCACCCAGAUCAAUUCACCACAUCCGAACUUCAAUUAUCAGCCUGUUGACUUAGAUUUGUUGAAGAAACUAGAACUAUAAUUACAAAAAUAUAAAUAUAAUGUUGAAGUUUCAUCAACUCAGAGUUUCUUCUUCCUUGAUUUCUCCCCAAAAACUCUGCAAUUUCUUCCCUACCAAAAAACCCUCUUCUCUAAUCACCAUUUACAAAUUACCCAUAAUCAAUCUUAGCUUCCAAAUGGGUUUGCAUACGACGCCGUCUCAUGCAUCAAAGUAUCUGUUUCGCCAGCUUUUAGAGAAGGAUUCUUCUACCUACACUUACCUUCUUGCCGAUGUGUCUCAUCCUCAAAAGCCUGCGCUGUUAAUUGAUCCAGUAGACAAGACAGUAGACAGGGAUCUUGCCCUCAUUCAUGACCUUGGAUUGAAGCUUAUAUAUGCUUUGAACACUCAUGUACAUGCUGACCAUGUUACUGGAACAGGGAUGCUCAAGAGUAAGGUUCCUGGGGUGAAGUCCGUCAUUUCCAAAGCAAGCAAUGCUAAAGCUGAUAUUCUGGUGGAAUCUGGUGACAAAAUCUUUGUUGGUGACCUGUUUCUUGAGGUUCGUCCCACUCCAGGUCAUACAGUAGGCUGUGUUACAUAUGUUACAGGAGAUGGACCUGAUCUACCACAGCCCAGGAUGGCAUUCACUGGUGACACUCUGCUGAUACGUGGAUGUGGACGAACAGAUUUCCAGGGUGGAAGUUCAGCUGAGCUCUAUAAGUCAGUGCAUUCACAAAUAUUUAGCUUGCCAGAAGAGACAAUGAUUUAUCCUGCUCAUGAUUACAAGGGUUUUAUGGUAAGCACCGUGGGAGAGGAAAAGCAAUACAAUCCUCGCUUGACAAAAGACGAGGAGACAUUCAAAAGCAUAAUGGAAAACUUAAAGCUGUCAUAUCCAAAGAUGAUAGAUGUAGCAGUACCAGCAAAUAUGGCUUGCGGUUUGCAAGAUCCAGUUCCAACUGCACUCUGAUUUCCAACUGCACUCUCAUCAUUCAAACCAUCAAUAACACUGCGGAUUCUCCUGGCCGUAUACUCGCUGAAUUUCCUACUCCAUAAUAAAUGGCAGCAUUGAAGUAUAGGAUACAUGUAUAGAUCAUAAUGCUAUACUCCAGCCAUGUCUGGCAAGAACAAUUAUAUAUGUUAGCAUAAAUCAUGCAAGUUUGUUUGUGUGUAAAGUCUGUAAACUAGUUAUUGGCCUCCGCGGUUUCCCGAGUCGAUGUAUAUAAAUUGGUAAUUAAAUUCUAAUGAAAAAAGUAAAAUAUAAUACAUUGGUAAAUAAA